Messenger RNA from Triplophysa rosa, 6761 nucleotides. It is a transcript of the gene ntn2, whose product is annotated as netrin 2. Gene Ontology annotation, molecular function: protein binding. The transcript is spliced from 8 exons. Lineage: Eukaryota; Metazoa; Chordata; Actinopteri; Cypriniformes; Nemacheilidae. Bases 3163 to 5004 code for a protein of 613 amino acids. The record is from RefSeq and is a predicted model, not a curated record.
AAAACUUUAUUAUUAUUUUUUGCUGCCUUAAAGUUUAAAGUACAAUUUCAAAUGUGUUUUUAACUCGUGAACUCAUUCACCACUAGUCAAAAAUGAAAAUAGUAGAAAAAAUGACUUGCAAUUUACUUGUACUUAAAAAACUUGUGGCAGCAUUUUUUAUAUCUGAAAACGCACGUGUGCAAAAUGGCCAGUAGGUGGCGUAAUUGUCUCACGUUUCACUACUUCGUGCUGCAUGUACAACAGUGCAGUUUGCUUUCAGUGCAGAUGAUACAAACAGAUGUGUCUUGAAAGUUUCAUAUGCAUGUGUGAAGUGUCUGUCUCUUCAGAUCCUUUUAUUUCACACUGACACCCUGACCGGAGUAAAACUCUACUGAACGGUGCCAUAAAUACCACAGGAAUGCUGAGCAGCUUACACAACACCGAGAAACGCACACACACACACACACACACACAUUCAUUGACAAAUUGCGUCAUUUCACGCCACAUUCUGAAAAUACAUGAAUAUAGCCACAUGCUCGAGCCUAAAUCUCUUGAGUUUGUGAUCCACCCCAGCAGUACCAGUCUCCCUAACACUACCAGCAGAAACCUGUUAGUCAUGCAGCGCUCAUAAAACCCUUCAGAUGGCCGUUUAUUGUUACAGAAGACCGUACUGGCAUUUUUCACUCUCAUCAAUGUGAAGAGCUUUAUACAGUGCUAUGGUAAAAAGGGUUAACGGAUGAAAAACACAAAAGUGAUUGAAUGUGAAUAACUCACACAGAUGCUGUGUUGGAAUGUAUUUUUGAGUUUUGUCUGGGACUUCAAACCGCUUCUGUGUGGUUUUGGCGAAAUGUUUUGGUUUACUGUCGUGUUGAAAGGCGAAUCAUCCUCAAAUUCCCAGUUUUCCUUCAGGAUUUUAUUUUAUUCCAAUCUUUAUGAGUUUUCCAGUGUCUGGUGGAGAGAAACAUCAACAUCACAUUGAUGCUGCCGUACCGUUCCCUGUGGGAACGCUGAAGAUCUGGAAGAUCUGAGGUUUGUGCUGCCGGCGAUCACACAACACAAAUAAAUCAUCGAUUCUCCAAAUUAAAACGCCAUGAUGUUUCAAAUGUAUCUUUUUUUUAUUGAAUUUAGCAUUCUUAUCUAUUGUUCAAGACAGAUUUAUUGUCUUAGGCACGGGGUUUCUAUAUCUCUGUAAUGUUCCCAACUUUGUGUCAUUCACAACAGUUGUUCUUUCCCAGAAACGCAGCUCUGGAAAAUGGCCAGUACUGGGCAGAUUCAUAAUCGUUCCACAUGCACUCAUCUUUUUAAUGAUGCACUUUACUGUGCUUUGAGGUGUUUUCAGUGCCUUGGAAAAUGUCUUGCCCUGACUGGUAUUUUGGAGAAUGUUGUUUUGGUUCUAUUCUAAAUCUCCGGUGUUUUCUGGAGACGUUCCGCGUUUUUUUCUGUAAUCUGCACACAGGUGGAGACCAAUCAAUGUCAUUUUGGACGUGAAGACAUGAAACUGAAGACUUCAGGAGAGCUGCCCCGUGAUCAUGUUCCAUGUGUCAUCAUGUGUAUCGACGGCACGGGAUUUGUAUCUUUUUUUAUAUACCAUGCCACUCAAACGUACCCCAGUGAGUACUGAAGGUGUCCGACAACCCUAUAAAAAUGCCAUUGAAUGUUUUGAAGUGAAGUGUUUGGAUUACGGGUACAUUAGUGAAAGUAUGUACCUCAACCCUUCUGUUAAAGUCCAGGAACGGCUGCGCGCAAUCAGUGCGCAAAAGUUUAGGAUCAAUCCUGAGAUUCCGCCAUUCACGGUUACUCGUGCGUUUCGGGAUGAUUAUUCCCAUUAUAAUAAUUGAUUUGGGGGACACACACCGCAUCUGCCUUUGGUUUGUGUUGUGUAUUCUGUUCUCAUUACUCGCACCAUCUGGAUUCUCCAUUACGCACACACAUACGCGCACGCACACACGCCGAGUCUUUCCGAUCGUUCGCAGAAAUCAAAGACUCUUGAAUGAAACGCAUGAGAUGAAAUUGGAAAAUAAAUAAACAGCAGUGCCAAGUGAUCGCCAGAUCAUCACCAGAGCAAAACACGCAUGAAACCAGAACCUCUGAGGACGCGUCUCAAAACUAAGCGAACUAUGUCUAACUAGACAGCGUUUUUAGGCUGACAUGCUCAAAAUCUCAAAGGCAAACAAUCCACGCGUGUACGCGAGCCCCAAAACGAACCGCGGUAUCCUUUAAAUAUUGCACGUGCCUGUGGUGGCCAAAAUAAGAUGUGCGUAUAAGGUGCGUAAAAUGCCCUUUAAUGCUGCUAAUUCGGAACGCGUCUUUGAAACCCAACAGUGCUGCAUGCGUGUAAGAAGCCCACAAUAAACCACAGUGCGCUCGUGGUACCCAAAAUGCUGUCUAGGUAGCCAGCUCAAUAUGCUUGAAACGCUCACUAAUGCAUUCCGAGUCUGGAAUCGCUCGGAGCUUUCUCUCUCUCUCUCUCUCUCUCUCUUUGUGUGUGUGUGAAAAAAGAGGUUUGGAGAGGGGGCCACAGUCUAGUUUCUCACCUUGGCUCGCUCUCCGUCACCCCUCCUCUCUCUCUCUCUCUCUCUCUCUCUCUCUCUCUCAGUGUGCGCGUCGGUGCGCUGUGGUGAUGGUGUAUGGAGAGACAUCGUGAACGGAACGGAUACUGUCGGAUGAGAGAAUCUUGCCGCUGGUGUAUCUGCGAGCUUCCAUUCACCAUCAAACGACAGCCCAAAACAAGCAUCAGGUCUGGAUUUAUUCGCUCGCCCGUGCUCUUGUUUGACUGAGGUUUAGAGAUCCAGACUGGAUUCAGUGUCCGGAUCUCAUCAGAUACCCCCCGGCGGAUCACAUGUGCCUCCGCCGACACAUCGCGGCAUCACUGGGGUUCCAGAGUAUCGAGUUUUCUACAUUUGGUGCGCGUUUGGACGGUGGCAGAUAAGAUGCGGCGCGGACUGUGACGGCGGAUUUCUCCAGCAGUAGAGUUGACACACACGCACGCUGCUGAGGGAUCAUUCAUCUAUCUACCAGACGCUUCCUAGCUGCGCCGUUGCUCUGAGAUAUCACACAUACGCCAGACUGCGCCCGUCUGAAGACACGCCACGACUGCAUUUGUUUAUUUGACUUCUCUCUCCGCUCGCCCAUCUGGAUUCUCUCCCUGCCCUCUCCAUCUUCAUCUCUCCCUCCUGUGACAUCAUGUGGAGUGCUAAAAAGUUCUUUUCUCUGCUUAGUUUGUUUCAAAUGCUCCCCUGGGCCCUCGGCCACAGUCCAAACCCGUUCUCGGGGCCACAGGCGACACAAACGGACCCCUGCUAUGACGAGACGGGUGCCGCCCGCCGCUGCAUCCCAGAAUUCAUCAAUGCGGCAUUCGGGCAGGAGGUGGCCGUGUCGAGCACGUGCGGCCGCCCGCCAUCUCGCUCCUGCACUCUGGUGGAGCGCGAGGAACGGCCCUCCAUCCGAACGUGCCAGGUGUGCGAUGCGUCAGACCCUCGCAACGCUCACCCUGCCUCCUACCUCACUGACUUAAACUCCGCCCACAACCUCACCUGCUGGCAGUCGGAGAACCUGCAGGGCUCGCCGCUCAACGUCACCCUCACGCUGUCGCUCGGCAAGAAGUUCGAGAUCACCUACGUCAGCCUGCAGUUCUGUUCGCCGCGGCCCGAGUCCCUGGCCAUCUACAAGAGCAUGGACUACGGGCGUACAUGGACUCCGUAUCAGUUCUACUCUUCGCAGUGCCGUCGCAUGUACAACCGGCCCAACAAAGCGACCAUCACAAAGCAGAACGAGCAGGAGGCGUUGUGCACGGACGGACACACCGAUGCCUUUCCGCUUUCUGGUGGCCUUAUUGCGUUCAGCACACUGGACGGACGCCCGUCCGGGAAGGAUUUUGACUCCAGUCCCGUACUGCAAGACUGGGUGACGGUCACCGACAUCCGCGUGGUCUUCAGUCGCCCGCAGCACCCCCGAGCGCUGCCCAUGUCUGGCCGUGAGAGUGAGGACCCCCUCGGGGCGUCCGGAGGUCUGCCGUCGUAUUUUUACGCCGUGGGCGACUUCCAGGUUGGCGGGAGGUGUAAAUGCAACGGCCACGCCUCCAGGUGCGUGAGGGAGAAGGAGGGAAAACUGGUUUGUGACUGCAAGCAUAACACGGAGGGGCCAGAAUGUGAUCGCUGCAAACCCUUUCACUACGAUCGACCGUGGCAGCGCGCUACAGCAAAAGAAGCCAACGAAUGUUUGCCGUGUAACUGUAACCUGCACGCGCGGCGCUGUCGCUUCAAUAUGGAGUUGUAUAAACUGUCGGGCCGUAAGAGCGGAGGAGUGUGUAUGAACUGCAGACACAACACGGCCGGACGACACUGUCAUUACUGUCAAGAAGGAUUCUACAGAGACAUGGGCAAACCCAUCACACAUCGCAGAGCCUGCAAAGCGUGUGACUGCCAUCCGGUGGGAGCUGCAGGUAAAACGUGUAACCAGACGACGGGUCAGUGUCCGUGUAAAGACGGAGUGACCGGCAUCACCUGCAACCGAUGUGCAAAAGGCUAUCAGCAGAGCCGAUCCCCCGUCGCUCCGUGCAUCAAAGUCCCUGUUAUAAAGCCGACAGCUGUGAUCAGCACUACAGAGGAGCCUGCUGAUUGUGAAUCGUACUGUAAACCACCGAAGGGAAAUCUCAAGAUAAACAUGAAGAAAUACUGCAAAAAAGACUACGCGGUUCAGGUCAGCGUGUUGGACAUGGAGACGGUCGGCGACUGGGCCAAAUUUAGCAUCAACCUGGUGUCGGUGUACAAGAGCCGCGGCGAGCCGCUGAAGAGAGGCGAUCACGUGCUGUGGGUCCACAUGAAAGAUCUGGCCUGCAAAUGUCCUCGCAUACACAUGGGCAAACGCUUCCUCAUCCUGGGCACCACCGAGGGCGCCACGAGCCCCGAACGCCCGGGACUGCUGGCGGAUAAAAACAGUCUGGUCAUUCAGUGGAGGGACAUUUGGACUCGACGACUGCGUAAGUUCCAGCGCAAGGAGAAGAAAGGCAAGUGCGGCAAAGCAUGAUGGGAUUGCGGGGAACUCUUUAGCAUUGACCACUGUCCUGUGUACGCGGGAGACUGCGGCGAGCGGCCGCGCGUGUGCGAAAGCGAACUCCUGAGCAUGGUUGUCUGUGUGUUAUUUGAUGUAUCGUCCUGUUGGUCAGCCUUCAAAAGGGACCGAUAAAAAGACUCUUUUAUAACCUCACACCACUGAAUCACAAUCACACAUCUGAGCACAUUUUCAUUUCAUGCUAAACCCACAGUUUUAUGAAACAAAUCGGAAAUAUGUCCUCACGUUACAGUCGGCGGAGCGAAUCUGUCGGUGUCUGGUUGAAUGUUGUAAAUGCUUCACAUGUUUGCUGGAGUUAAAAGCAAAAGACUCAAUGUUUGUUAUUCAGGCCCGAUUUCACACACUCUUGUGCGUGAAUAUCUACAGGUACUUUAACACUAAAAGAAUGAAACUUGUCAUUUGGUCUAAUGCAGAAUGGAACGUUGAUUGAUUUGGAGCCCCAAAUCUCACUGAAAACUGGCCGAAGAGAAUAUAAAGUUAAGGUUUAAAUGUCAAUUCGCAAAUAUCUUUAACUCGUGUGUAGCUGUGUGUUAGCGUGAGGACAGUAGAACUGUACAGUAAUAUGAAGGACUGCAUCAUAGUUUCCUAUGGAUGGACGUAAUUGAUUAUACACAAUCUUAUAUUUCAACAUGAAGGGUGUGUGCGUGAUGGCAAAGACCAGGAGACCUUUUCUGUCUCCGAAUUGUUUUGAAUCUGUUUUUUACCCUUCAGAUGUUUUUUGUUAGUUCUAACACGAGCAUUAACUACUAACGUGAUGUUUUUAUACUUUUACAAGCACCCACAGAUAACACACUACAGUCUCUCACACACACACACACACCGACCUCAGAAUGUGGCCGUCAUGAUGCCCACAGUCACGUGACACAUAUAUAGAUAUCAAAUAUAACCUUCACACGUUCACAACGAGAUGGAUGUGUUGUGUUUCUAUUUUUCUGCCGUGAUUAUGACUGUCUGUGAUCUAGCUGCAUUACAAUCCCAGCAUGCCACACUCACAGUGACAUCAUGAUAUUAUAUUUCUAAUUAUGCAGCAGUGCUCGAAUCCGAUUGGACGAGAGGCAUUCCAAAAGAACAGCACUGGGACGCUUUGUUGUUUUGUUUGUCUCCAGCACAGUAACUAAUAAAACAAUACGUGUGACUGAAUCCCGGCCGUGGUGAUGUCGCACAUGGCUGAUGAUUCAUCAAAUCUGUUGAUUGUUUUUGUGUGACCGACCGCUUCAAAUUUUCUUUCACCCCUGGUGUAAUUCCAUGUUCCGUUGAUGCGGUUUGGCAAAAACACGCCGUUUCCAUCCCAGCCAAGCGUGCGUUAGGUAAACGUUAAAGAAACCAAGCGAGUAAACUGGUAUUGUUUGCCGCAGAGCGAGUGUGGACGUCUUUUUUCACUUAGAAAAUCAACUCAAUGUUUCAUUUAAUCCGGUGUGUGUAACAUUUACACAACUGUAUAUUUACAUAUUUGUGUAUGAAUGUAUAUAUGUGUGUAUAUUCACAUGCAUUAGGCUGAUCACGUGUGUGUGCGUGUUUAUUUGUGUGUAUAUUGACAUGCAUUGUAUGAAUGUGUACAUACGUAAGUAAAUAUGAAAUUUAUGCGCGUGAGGAAUAUUCAUCCGUCUAACCGAGAGAGCUUAUCUGCUUGUCUUCACUUCUUUUGUUUGCUGUUUCUCUGUUUUACUGCAUUGACCACUGAAUUAAUCAAAUAUACACAAUAAAUUAUUAGU